This is a messenger RNA of Ceratotherium simum simum (southern white rhinoceros), 1575 nucleotides long. RefSeq names its product interleukin 7 receptor (gene IL7R). Gene Ontology annotation, cellular component: external side of plasma membrane; membrane. The record is from RefSeq and is a predicted model, not a curated record. Gene Ontology annotation, biological process: cytokine-mediated signaling pathway; positive regulation of receptor signaling pathway via JAK-STAT; hemopoiesis. NCBI's taxonomy places the organism in Eukaryota, Metazoa, Chordata, Mammalia, Perissodactyla, Rhinocerotidae. Gene Ontology annotation, molecular function: cytokine receptor activity; protein binding.
UCUCUCUCUCAUUCAUUCCUACCAUAGGCUCACACGCCUGCUCUCUUCUCUCUUUCUCUCUCAGAAUGACAAUUCUAAGUAUAGCUUUUGGUACGGUUUUCUAUUUACUUCAAGUCGUUUCUGGAGAAAGUGGCUAUGCACAGAAUGGAGACUUUGAAGAUGCAGAACUGGAUGACUACUCAUUCUCAUGCUACAGCCAGUUGGAAGUGGAUGGAUCCCAGCACUUGCUAAGCUGUGCUUUUGAGGACCCAGAUGUCAACAGCACCAAUCUGGAAUUUGAAAUAUGUGGGGCCCUUUUGGAGGUAAACUGCCUGAAUUUUAGUAAACUGCAAGAGACGUACUUUGUCAAGACAAAGAAAUUCUUACUGAUUGGAGACAGCAAAAUCUGUGUGAAGCUUGGAGGAAAGCACAUAACUUGCAGAAAAAUGAACAUAGUCAAGAGAGUUAAACCUGAGGCUCCUUUUGACAUAAGAGUUAUCUAUCGUGAGGAAGCAAAUGACUUUGUGGUGACAUUUAAUACAUCGCACUUGCAAAAGAAGUAUGUGAAAGAUUUAAUGCAUGAGGUAGCCUACCGCCAGGAAAAAAAUGAAAAUGAUUGGAUGCAUGUGAAUUUAUCCAGUACAAAGCUGACACUCCUACAGAGAAAGCUACAACCUGAUGCGAUGUAUGAGAUUAAAGUCCGAUCCAUCCCUAACACCAACUACUUUGAAGGCAUCUGGAGUGAAUGGAGUCCAAGUUUCCACUUCAGGACUCCGGAGACCACCAUCGGGGAGAUGGAUCCUGUUUUACUAAUUAUCAGCAUUGUGAGUUUCUUCUCUGUGGCUCUGAUGGUCAUUUUGGCCUGCGUGUUAUGGAAAAAAAGAAUUAAGCCUAUUGUAUGGCCCAGUCUCCCUGAUCAUAAGAAGACUCUGGAACAACUGUGCAAGAAACCAAAAAAGAAUUUGAAUGUGAGUUUCAAUCCUGAAAGUUUCCUGGACUGCCAGAUUCAUAAGGUGGAUGGCAUCCAAGCUAAAGAUGAAGCAGAAGGCUUUCUGCAAUACACCUUUCCUCCACAACUAGAUGAUUCUGAAAAGCAGAGGCUUGGAGGGGGUGUGCAGGGCCACAACUGGCCAUCCCAGCAUGAAGUCAUCACCCCAAAAACUUUCAGAGGAGAUUCACCCCUCGGAUGCCUGGCUGGGAAUGUCAGUGUGUGCGACGCCCCUGUUCUCGCCUCCUCCAGGUCCCCAGACUGCAGGGAAGGUGGCGAGAAUGGGCCUCAGGUGUACCAGGGCCUGCUGCUUGGCACUGGAACUACAAACAGCACGCUGCCCCCUUCAUUUCCUUUCCAGUCGGGAAUCCUGACGUUGAAUCCUGCUGUCCAGGGACAGCCCCUCCUCACUUCCUUGGGAUCAAGUCAAGAAGAGGCAUAUGUCACCAUGUCCAGCUUCUACCAAAACCAGUGAAUUAUAAGAAACCCAGGACUAGAACCAUUGUGACCAACAAAAGGUGACUGAGCUCCUAGUCUCUCUCGCAGCACAAAGAAGACAAAAUUAAGGCAACCCCUCUACACAAUCUACAGGACUCUGAAACAUCGCU